Mucor mucedo is the source of this 1662-nucleotide messenger RNA. RefSeq lists its product as uncharacterized. Lineage: Eukaryota; Fungi; Mucoromycota; Mucoromycetes; Mucorales; Mucoraceae. Gene Ontology annotation, molecular function: zinc ion binding. Bases 1 to 1662 code for a protein of 553 amino acids. The record is from RefSeq and is a predicted model, not a curated record. The transcript has 2 exons.
AUGGUGCCGCUUUUAAUUGGUGAAAUCAAUGGAGGGGAAGCCGGAAUGGGUGGUACAUUGGAGAUUAUCUUGAAAGUAUUACAUAUCCUUCGAAACUUUUCGUUCUUGGCUACGUAUAUUCCCAUUUUAGCCAAACAUGGGUCUGUCAAGGAAAUGUUGGUACAAGGUCUGGAAACAUCCAUGAGUACAGGUCAUGUAGAAUUGGGAAGACAUUCAAUGGACGUGUUGGAGAAUAUUGCGGCACAUAUGGCUCUAGAAUCUGAAAAGGACCCUUGUUUGCAUUGUGUUCAUACUUUGGUGGCUGCUCAUGAUCGUUAUUUGGUGAUUGGAUCUAUUCGUACCUUGACUUGGUUUACCAUGAACCGUGCCAACCAUGCCUUUUUAGAAAGCAGUCCUGUCAUGGCACGCAUUGCUCAGAUGCUGUUGUCGAACGAUGAGGAAUUAGUGGGCACCGCUUUGGAAUACAUUUAUCAGCAUACACGUACAUCUCUUCAAUCCAGAUCUCAGUUCUUGACAUCACCUCAUUCAAGUGCAUAUAUCGGCCUACUCAUUUCUUUAUUAAUGACGAAAUCCAAAUAUUUCUGCUCUCGAUUUAUCCAAGAUGAUCUAUUACCGAGCGCUACCACCACUACCGCCACAGCAACAACCAACAACAACAGCAACAAUAAUAAUAACAAUAAUACGACGACAGCGACAGGGAACGCAGGAGCAGGAGGAGGAUUUUUACAACAAGAUCAACCAGUGGUACCACGCGUGCCUGAUUUAACCGUAUAUCAAAAACUGGAUGAACCAUUUCGAUGUCUGGGCUGGUUAAAAGACAAAUUUCAAGUGGCGGAUCGAAGUAGUGUUCUGUCAUUGGAUGAUAUUUACCUGCUGUAUGAAGCAAGGUUUGGAUUAGAAAAGGCACUCAAGAUGCGAGAUUUUUACACCGUCAUGAAGAUUGCAUUUCCCAAAGCAUCUACGACAUCGGAAGCCAAACCCUUGUUAGCGAGUCCGGGACAAUCGUCACCUGUGGUGGAAGGAUUAAAUAUAUUGGGCAUUCAAAUUAAAAUGAGCAUCCUACAAGACCGCCCGCAGGUUUCGUGUAAAUGGGCACAUUGCUCGCUCUUGUUUGAUGAUACAUUUACACUUCAACGACAUGUAUUACACGAUCAUAUGGUAGCGACAGCGAACGAUGAUUAUGCAUGUCAUUGGUCACAUUGCACACAAGAAGAACAAUUAUUCCCGACAAAAGACGACUGGAUUUCUCACUUACGCACGCAUUUCUUUAACGGGAUUGGCGAGAGUUGUUGCAACAGUCCAGUGCAGAGUCCUGAGCCUUCACUUUCGUCGUCACCGUCUACGCCGACAUCCAAUAUAUCAUCCUCCAAUUCAUCCAGCAUGUAUACACCGCAAAGUAGUAAUGUGAAUGGUGGCGUGAGUUCACCUGUGUUGAGUCACCCGCUGACGGUGGACGUGUCUGAUAUUCAGGGGAUUGCGCUGGUGGCAUCACAUCUACUUGUUUGGCUAUCUAAAGAUCCCCAAAGUACAACUUACUUUAUUCCCUAUGAAAAGGAAUUGACAACAAUUGCUGAACAACGACCCAAAUUAGCUUCGCAUAUUUGGUCUAUCUGUUCCAAUUUUAAGCAUUCUUCUUCUACUGCUACAAAACUAACCUGUUAA